AUGUCGGAGAUGUACAAGAAAGAAGUCCCUCUCUACGAUGAACUACUUUCAAUUGUUGCAGAAGUCGAUAAUCAAGUAGCCAGCGACCCAUUACCCCCACGCCAUCGGAUUGAAAGGCAUGGCGACAUACGCCUGGGGACACCCCGAGAAAUGCAAAUCAUGGCCAGGCUGUUCGCGCUUUUCAACAUGUUUCCUGUCGGCUAUUACGACCUCAGCCUUGUUGGCUUCCCCUUACAUGCCACAGCCUUUCGGCCCCUGACGAGCGAUGCUUUGGCGCGGAACCCUUUCCGAGUCUUCACCAGCCUUCUCAGAUUGGACCUCCUUCCGGAUGAGACAAGUACUUUAGCUCAAAAGGUUCUCUCCAAACGCAACCUGUUCUCCGACAGACUUAUGGAGCUACUUGGCCAGGCCAAAACCACGGGACUUGCAACUCCGGAGCAUGAAGCGGAGUUGUUGGAAGAAUCGCUGAAAAUCUUCAGGUGGCACGCGACGACCCAUACCCCUUAUGAUUCUUACGUGCAGAUGAAGGCGGUGCAUCCCAUGAUCGCAGACAUCGCAUGUUUCCCAAAGUCCAGGAAGCCAUGCAGCAGCGCGGAAUGCCGGCUAAGGAUCGAAUUGAGGGCCCCCCCUAGAAGAGCAUGCGACAUCUUGCUAAGGCAAACCAGCUUCAAGGCCUUUGAAGAGCGAGUGCAGUUCGUGAACGACAAUGGAGAGGUGACGGUCAGCCAUCACACUGCGCGCUUUGGUGAAGUGGAGCAGCGAGGAGCGGCCGUAACCCGCAAAGAACGAGAACUCUACGAUACAUUGCUCGAGAGAGCCGACAGCAUCGCCGGAGCAAAUGUUGGCAGCAACGACAGAUGGCAGAAAGUUCUCCAGGACGCCUUUACACCAUAUCCAGACACGUGGGCUGAGUUACGCUCACAGGGCCUGGUCUUUUUCAGAUACCGUCCCGUAAACAAGGCCUCCACGCCAUUGUCGGGCGAGGUGUGUAAGCUCUCUGAACUUCUGGCCAAUGGCCUGGUGGAGUACGAACCCAUUACGUAUGAAGACUUCCUGCCAAUCUCAGCCGCUGGCAUCUAA
Molecule: messenger RNA, 1080 nt
Organism: Exophiala xenobiotica
Lineage: Eukaryota; Fungi; Ascomycota; Eurotiomycetes; Chaetothyriales; Herpotrichiellaceae
Exons: 3
Coding region: 1-1080 (359 amino acids)
Molecular function (GO): oxidoreductase activity
Source: RefSeq, a predicted model, not a curated record